Molecule: messenger RNA, 7207 nt
Organism: Coccinella septempunctata (seven-spotted ladybird)
Lineage: Eukaryota; Metazoa; Arthropoda; Insecta; Coleoptera; Coccinellidae
Exons: 4
Coding region: 220-7071 (2283 amino acids)
Source: RefSeq, a predicted model, not a curated record
AGUGGGAUAUAAAAAUAAUUUCAAGUACACAAACAUCAACUUCGAGAUACGGUCUUUUUUUCUGUCAGUCGACAACGAUAAUACGCUUACACUCGAAUCAUAUUUGUGUCCGAUACGAAUACGCGAAUUACUGGUUAAAAAUACACAGACAUUGCUUUUUGAGCACCUUACAAAUUGUGAUUCUUAUCUGGUGAUAAAGGGCAAUCAUAAGAAUUCAAGAUGGUCCUCAAUUGUAUGCUACAGUUAUGUAAAAUCACCAGGGCAAGUAAACUAUUUCAACGGAAUUUCUAUUUGCCAUUGCUCAAACCGUUAUCGCCCAAGGAUGCCUUGAGGAAAAAGGUCAUAACAGGACAAAAUGUCCUCGGAAGUAGGAUUGAACAUUAUAUUCCAGUUCUCGAAGAAUACCAGUCUAGGGUCCAAAGAAGGAAAUACCGAAUCAAGGGAAUGAAACUGGUCAAAAAAAGGCAGAGAAGAAAAGAAUCGAUGAAAUAUGUCAUGCCAUUCUUGGACGAAGAAAUGGAGGGACACCACCGACUAAGAGAAAUUUUUGCUAGGAAAUCGAGAGGUAGAGGUCAGUGCUAUACCUACUAUAUUCCAGAUAAAGAUAUAACUUUAGUGAUCCCUUACCAAUGGGAAAGAGCCAUUAGAGAUAAGGAUAUAACAGAUGUUGUCGUAGCGCAAAGAAGUGAUAAAAUUGUGGUCAAAUUGAGGGAUGGAUCGAAGAUUUCUGUACCUUACGCGAAUUGGGAUGGUCGUUCACCCAUUUAUAGAGGGGAAGGGUGGACGAAAAGGGAAGUUGAAGAAUACCAUCAUCACGGAAAAGAAACCAUGUCCAUCGCCAGGCUAUUCGAAGCUAAAGAAUCCGGUCUGGAAGAAUGGGAACUGGAAAUGAUGCGACUGGCCAAUAAGAGAAAGAGGAAACAGAAGGGUGAGGGAACUGCCGACUGGAAAAUGAUGAUGUCAACCAUGGUUGACAACAUGGAUUGGGACAAGUUCGAGGAAGAGACCAAACAAAUCGUCGAAGAGGUGAAUCAGCCAAUCGACGACGCACCCAUUCCAAUGGCUCUGGACGAUAUGGAAAAAACGAAAAACGUUAACGAAAAGUUGAAACAGGCCGGGCCCGAACUCAUGGACAUGCUACCAACGAUGCCCGAAAUUCCAGAAGUCAUAAAACUGAUGAAAGACUCGGAAGUCGUCGAAAAAGCGAACAUAUCUGGAGUUGUCGUCAACCUUGAAUCGCAGAAAGAACGUUUCGUCCCAGGUCAAGUGGUUAAGUCAGAUGAAGGGGAAAUGUUUAUGCCAGGUCAAACGUUAGAGAAGGAGGGUGGUGGUUUCGAGUUCACACCUGGCUUCACGGUAAUGCUAGAAGGGGAACCCGAUCUCUUGCCAGGUUUGGUCAUGGGCGACGAUCCAAAUAAGCCGAUGUUUUUGCCAGGAGAGUCCACCAUCACUGAAACUGGCGAAUUGCAGUUCACCGAAACGGAAGACGAUAUCAAAGUCAAUGGAACACUCCCACCCCCGGAACCAGAGGUCGAAGAUGUCGAGGUAGAGGAGGAGCAAAAUACCGAAGACGAGGAGGAGGAAAAAAGACCGCCCCCAAAACGAGAAAGAAAAGAACUUGUUUACGAGAGACCAAAGCGAUUAUACACGUCUCAAAGUAAAGGUCCUAAACGCCGUGAACGUUCUUCUAAAAAAGCAGCUCCUCCAAAUAUGGCACCCGAGAAAAAGGAGCCUGCUCCGGUCAAAGUGAAACGCGACAAAGCCAAGCCAAAACUCUUCGAACUAUCUUCAGUUAGUAUGGAAGAGGACAUUCUCGCUCAAGAAAAAAAGAGAGUUGAAAAUUUCACCGAGAAGAAGGCCAAGGAAGAGAUCGAAAUCCUAAAGAAGCUGAGAGAUAUCCGUAUGAAAGUUAAAGAACUCAAGGAUAAGAAACCUGCUGUGCCUAAAUACGAACCACUCGAGCCAGUGAUAAAGAGUGAAAAACUUCGAGAAUUAGAGAAAAACAUCAAAAAAGGUAAAUUUUUCGAUGUGGAUCACAAGAAAUACCUUAGUAAGAACAGUGUUAGGGAACCUUUCAAUUGGUUAGAAAAAUACGAGUACGGUAACGUCUUCGAGUCGGUGGGGAUAUUGCGUCAUAAACUAUGGAAGUCUGUCAUCUACAAACUUUUUCAAAGGAACUACUAUCUACCACUUUUGAAACCAUUGUCGCCAAAGGAUGCCUUGAGGAGGAAAAUUAUAACUGGACAAAACGUUCUUGGUGCUCGCAUCGAACAUUACAUACCAGUCUUGAGUACCCAUGAAGAUAAAAGUUCCGAAAGGAAGCGAAGAGGCAAAGGAGUUCCUGUGAUCAAGAAACGGGUCAAAAUGAAGGAAAAAGAAAGAUAUUUGGAACCAUUCUUCGAUGAGAACAUGGAGAAUCAUAAUUUAUUGCAGAAUAUACUGCGGAGGAAACCUAAAGGCAAAGGACAAUACUACAUAUACGAAGUUAUCGAUAGGAACUGCAACGUUGUUAUACCAACUCAAAUGGAGAAGGCAAUCAAAGACAGAGACAUAAUUGACGUCGUCAUAGCUCAGAGGAGCGAAAAAAUCGUGUGCAAACUACAAGACGGAACCAAAAUCACCCUCCCUCUAGCACCAUACACUGGUGGACAUCCCCUUUAUCGAGGAAGUGGAUGGACGAAAACCCAAAUCGAAGAAGAACACCACCAUGGCAAAGAAACAUUUCAUAUGGCGAAACUCUUCGAAGCCAAAGAAUCGGGCGUUGAAGAAUGGGAGUUAGAAAUGAUGAGGAUGGCUAAUAAACGAAAGAAGAAACACAGGGGCGAGGAUAGCGCUGAUUGGAAACAAAUGCUCUCCGGAUGCUUGGAUAACAUGGACUGGGACAAAUUCGAAGAGGAUACCAAACAAAUUGUUGAAGAACAAGACCAGGAGAUUCAAGAAGAGAAUAUCCCUAUGGCCGUUGAUGACAUGGAAAAAACCAAGAACGUCGGUGAGAAGUUGAAACAGGGGGGACAAGAAGUACUGGAACAACUACCUGUUAUGAAAGAGAUUCCGGAAGUCAUCAAGAAUUUGGAACAGGGAGAAAUGUGCGAAAUCCAGAAUGUCUCUGGGAUAACGCUGAAUCUGAACGAUGGCCAGAAGCGUUUCGUUGCUGGGCAAAUGGUUCAAGGUGAAGAUGAAAAUUCAGUUUUCGUUCCCGGACAAACAAUAGAAACUGAAGAAGGCAAUUUCGAAUAUACCCCCGGUAUAACCAUCCUGAUGGACGACGAACCGACCCUCAUCCCCGGUCUUGUCAUGGGAGAGGAGGAAAACGAAGCUAUGUUCCUACCCGGAGAAUCAGCUAUCACAGAGGGAGGUCAAUUGACGUUCGAAGCCACAAUGGAAGAUAAGGUAGCUCAAGAAUUCGAACACGUGAGGCGUAGGAGGCGGUCGCCGACCCACUCACCUUCUCCCCCUCCUCCCCCUCCAAAACCAAGGCCUAAAUAUGACGAGGAAAUCGUUAUCAAACGCAGAGUGAUAGAUGAGCCAAAAGACACUGGUCACAAGGAACGGGUGAGGAGAAAGGCUCCCAUCGUUGAGAUGACCAAAUCUAAAACUCCCCCUAAAGAAGUGUUCAGACCUAGACGAGUUCCGAUGGAGGAUCCCUUGAAGCGCCUGGAAGAAGAGAGGCGGAAGAGAGAGGAGGAAGAGAAGAAACGGCUGAAGAACAGAGCCGAAGAAAAGAUGCUGAAAGCAGAGGCGACCAUCGAUAAACUAAGGGCGACUAUAAGGAAGAAAGCCAAGGAACUAACAAUCACAGCGCCAACUUCUUACGUACCCAUAGAACCGGUGAAGAAGAGUGCGAAACUGGAAGAAUUGGAGAGGAGCAUCAGGAAAGGCACCUUCUUCGACGACGAUAGGACCAAGGACAUAAUAGAGAAGGCCAAAAAUCAGACGCGCCUGCUGAAAUACCAACACGUCUUGAAUUCGUAUAACCAAAUGGUGAAUUUCGUGUUGUCCUUCUGUAAGAUAACAGGAGCUAGCAAGAUAUUCUCUAGGAAUUUCUACUUACCACUGCUAAAACCCUUAACUCCUAGAGAAGCUUUCCGAACCUUCAGAAUCACCGGAAAAUGGCUCCUAGGUUCCAAAAUUCAAAGGUACAUACCGGUUCUCUUGAACCAUAAAAAAAAGAGAUCGAAAUUCGUCAAGAAUUACGGUAAGUUGAAGCACAAAGAAAUGGAGAAUUACACCUAUUUAACCCCGAUAUUGGAUGCCGAAAACGAGACUCAAAAAAUUUUAUUGAGUAUUCUGGAAAAUAAAAAUGGCAACGGGGUCUUCGUAUACACUGUGGAAGAUAAAAAAUUGAACAUAGUUUUACAAGCAAAUUUGGAAUAUGCGGUUAGGGAUGGCGACGUUAUCGAUGUUAUGGUAUCUCAGAAAUCCGAUAAAAUAUUGAUAAAAUUGAAGGAUUUCAAGAAAAUCCCAGUGGAACUCGAUUAUUUCGAUGUCAAGGAACCGAUGUUCUGCGGUGAGGGAGCUACAACCGAAGCUGAUGAAAAAUUACAUCACUACGGCAAAUACACAAUGAGUCUAGCGAAAAUAUUCGAGGAUAAGGAGCGCCAGGAGGAAGAAUGGGAAAUAAUGUUGCAAAAAAUCGUCAAAAGACGAAGACGUCAUGCUGCAGAAAAAUCCAAGGAAUUCAAAGCAUUGGUAAAGGAGAAUUUAAAAAAAUUGGAUUGGGACCAAUUCGAAGAGGACGCUAAGAGAGUUGUCCAGGAAAUAGCGGAGCCUAACAAGGAAGAACCCAUCGAUAUGGAAAUAGACGACUUGAAAAAAACCCUCGGAGUGAAUGAAUUCUUCUCUGAAUCUGAAGAAAUGCUCAGUCUCCUGCCUAAAAUGAACGAUAUCUCAGAUGUACUGAAAAAUAUGGAAAAAGCUCAUUUACAUGAACUAGUACUGAACGAUCCUGAGGGCAACAGCGUUAAGACAAUUUCAGGGGUCAAAGUAGUCUUAUCCUCAGGAAAAGAAGUUUUUAUCAGUGGUCAAAUGGUACACACUGAAGAUGGAGAAGUUUUCGUACCAGGCCAAACCAUCAAUACUGAACAUGGCCUUGAAUUCAUACCAGGUUUCACCGUGAACAUAGAUGGAAAACCAUCUCUAAUAAACGGACUGAUAAUGUCCCAAAAAGAAAAUGAACCCAUGUUUCUCCCAACUCAAUCAGCAAUCACAGCAGAUGGACAACUAACUUUCGCUCUUACUGAGGAGGAAAGACCACCACCACCGACCGAACAACAUAUUCAGAUGAGAAAAGAACGUAGAAUAAAACUGCAGGAACCUCCACCUGAAGAACCUAGUCAAGUCCUGGAAGAAGAAACAACUGACGAACCUGAACAAGAAACCGUCGAAAUUGAUGAGUCCAUGAAGGAAUCAGAAAAAGAGGAAGAAGCCAUUAUACUUUUCAUCAACGACAAUGAUUUAUUCGAAACUGAAUCUUCCGAUUCAGAUUCGGGUAUUUCCGAGGUUGACUCUGAAACUUACCGAUUAAAACAGGAAAGAGAUAGACUUGAGUUGGAGGAAUUAAAAAAGAUAUUAAUGGAAGAUGGAAUGGAGAAACUAGUUACUGAUAUCGAGGAUAAAAAGUUAGAUUUGCAGCAGAGAUUGGAAGAGCUGAGGAAGUUGAAAAUGGAAGCCGAAAGACCUCUGGUAUCGUAUGCUACCGAGAAAGAUGCCUGUGAAAUAGCAUCGAGAAUAACUCAAGAUAAAGAAGCUAUUAAUAGGAUAGUUGACAUUUUGCUCACAAUGAUCCGUAAGACAUCAGCAAUUAGGGAUAAGAAUAGCAUUCAUCCUGAAAAUAUCAUCGAGACCCACGUGAAUUUGAAUGACGGAGAGGGAAGCAGUGAAAAAUAUCACCGGUCCUCGAAAACCUUGAAAAUACUGCUCAAGUCAUCAGUUGUAUAUGCCAAUAAAGUCUUCAAGGAAAGACCCAAAGAUCAGUUGCUAGCUUUAGACAGAAUCGGCAGCAUUUUCACAGAUAUCUUAAAAAACGACUCUACACUUCUGAUGGAAAUUAUAGACCUCAUGAACACGCCUAAGGAUCGAAAUGACAUUUGCGAGAUACUUUUCAAAUAUCUUUCGUACGAUUACAGGGACUCAAAGGUGAAUAAAUUAAGUCAAAUCAUAAAUUGUCCCCGAAAAGGUGUUGAUAAGAUAUUGGACGGAAUUGAAAAGCUUAUGGAGGACAAUAACAAAGUAAUGUGUGAGUCAUUUGUAAAACUGAGUAAAAUAGACGAAGAUAUACUCCACGAUAUGUUGGAACAUUGCCGAAGCCAUUCAUACAGAGUUAAGAUGGAAAACGACGUAAUAAAUCUGUUAGAGGACAGCAUGGUCGUUGCUACUAAAACGUUUUGUGACGAUAAAUACCGGGAGAUUUUCGAGUUUGAACAGGAGGAUCUCCAACGUUUUAUGGAGCAAUCGAUUUGUUUCGCUAAAGCUUUAGAUAUGCAUGAAAUUGCCGACGAGUUGUCUACCGGAAAAACGGCAGAACUGAGAAAUUGCGAGGGUAAAACUAAGAAUUUCUUGAAGAGAAUGUUUCUGGUGGAUAAACUGGUGAACAAAGAUUUUACUAUGAGGAAAGCUGUAGACAGACUGAGGAGGAAUCCGGAUCAGGCGAAACACGAUCCAAGAAUACGCCAAAUAAUAAAAGAAUCCGGAGUUUUGUUAUCUAAUGGAUUCACCUUAUCGAACUCAAGAACCAUACCUCUGCACCUAUUGAAGUCGCAGAAUCUGCUCGCUCUGGAGGAUUUCCUCGUACAAAGGAUGAAAAUUUCUUAUCCAGUUCUCAUAAUAAGGAGCGAUUACCAAGCUGUGAUACCUAAAGAAGCACUUCAAGGAGUGCAGUCUGGAAGAAUGCCAUAUGUUCUUAUAGAUGAAAGCGGCAUUUCUAAUUUUAAGCCCCUGCAUAGUCUGGCUGCAUUGAAAGGGGGCAAAAAUGCUGAUUACAUACCUAAUAAUAACUAUUCUAAAUACAAUGGCGAUUUUGAUUCGAUCAUGGACCGCAGGCAAAGUGUGGCCUCAAGGACUAGUGUGAAUUAACUUUUUUUUAAUUAUAGUUUGUUUGUGCCAGUGUCAGUUCCUCAACAUUCCCAAUUUAAAAAGACAUUUCCUCGAAACUCCCAAUGCUCUUUCGACCUGUCUACCUGAAGGAAUCCAAGAUGCAAGCCGGUCCAAG